This is a messenger RNA of Mycotypha africana, 834 nucleotides long. RefSeq lists its product as uncharacterized. The transcript has a single exon. The record is from RefSeq and is a predicted model, not a curated record. Bases 273 to 473 code for a protein of 66 amino acids. Lineage: Eukaryota; Fungi; Mucoromycota; Mucoromycetes; Mucorales; Mycotyphaceae.
GAAAAAUUUGGCAACGAUAAAAGAAAAAGUAAAUAUAAGCAUUGCCUGUUUGUAGAAGAAACAUAUAUGAACUUUUAAGUUAAAGCUAAACCAUAUAGACUCUGAUUUAACGCCUAAAAGCAAUUCACAAGAGUGGCUUUACUAAAGCCUUGCUACAUUAAAUUUGCUAGAGGAUUAAACUGUUGUUAAGCAGAGUGGCCAUUGAUAGUUGACCCGUUUGAAUAGAUAACGCUUGUUGUUCAAUGAAUCGAUAAAUUACUCGUAAACCGUCGAUGGAAAAAUGUUGUAAAUUUUUCUCUAACUCUUUUCUAUUCGGUUCCCAAAUGCUUAAAGCUGUCGUCAAUACUGCAUUAGUAACUAUUACUCAGUCAGAUCAACACUGGAUAUCAAUCAUAAACUUGGAAAAGCAACAACAUCUUGACCGAAGAAUUAUUUCAAGCUUAACUCGUCUAUCACAGCUAUAUACUCACUAACUGUAUCAAACUCUUCUUACGAAUAAUACAAAAAAGGCAACAAUAGUGCUAAUAAUAACAGUAAUAAUGACAGUGCCAACGACAAACAGUAUCAACACCCAAAAACUGUAUGCGGCAGCGAGCUAGUGCAAGGAAGCAAAACUUAUCACAAGCGUAUCCGUCUUCUUUGUAGUUUCCUCUCUAGGAAUUUAUAACUUCCCAGUGUUAGCACUGCCAGCUUUAAUCUGAUAAAAUCAAAAAUUAGAUACUCAUAACAUUUCUAAGCGUAUUAAGCUGAAAAUGUGUACUAUUUUUAAUGACAAACAACAUGCAUUCACUGCUACUUCUCAUGUAAUUUGAAAAAGAAAGAAGAGUGAAAAUC